AUGCGUAUUCGAAACUCAGUUGUGCCCGGCUUCACGAGCUUGGUAGCUCUGGCCGACAUGGCCAUGUCCAGCCCAUCUCUGGAGCACAUAGAGAAACGAAAUGAGGCCACGCCGCAAUUCAAAAACUGGGGCGUCGUACUCUUUCGAGCUUUCGACGGCCUAGAUAUCUUUGGGCCUCUGGACGCGCUGCAGCUCUUAGCCUUCCAACGCCAGAUGAAUCUCUUUCUCAUCGCGGAAACCAUGGACCCAGUCACAUCUCAACCCUCCUCCACUGCCAUGAACACAUACAACUCGAGCUUCUGGCCAGUUAUUCUUCCGACCCACACGUUCACCACAGCGCCAAAGCUGGAUGUUCUUCUAGUGCCUGGCGGUCCUGGUGUUCGAGCACCUAAUCUGCAAAACAUUACGGACUUCAUCGCCGACCGGUACGAGAGUCUCGAGUACCUCAUCACUAUCUGUACCGGUGCCGGCCUGGCUGCCAAGUCGGGCGUGCUGGAUGGCAGGCGGGCGACAACGAACAAGUCGGCCUGGUCUACAAUCACGGCGUGGGGACCGAACGUGAACUGGAUUCGACAGGCUCGGUGGGUCGUAGAUGGUAAUAUUUGGACUUCAUCCGGGGUUACGGCUGGGUUGGACUUGACCUUUGCAUUUCUCACGGAGUUGUUUGGGUACGAGCAGUCGCAUCGCAUUGCGACUAUUAUGGAGUAUACCCCGAACACAAAUUCGAGCGAUGAUCCGUUUGGAGCUGCGCUCAACUUGACCAACGCGUAA
This is a messenger RNA of Diaporthe amygdali, 771 nucleotides long. RefSeq names its product dj-1 family protein. The record is from RefSeq and is a predicted model, not a curated record. Lineage: Eukaryota; Fungi; Ascomycota; Sordariomycetes; Diaporthales; Diaporthaceae. Bases 1 to 771 code for a protein of 256 amino acids. The transcript is spliced from 3 exons.